AUGGCGGCCGGGUCGUCCUCCUGCUCUCCGGUCCUCCUCCUCCUCCUACUCUUCCUCGCCUCGGCCGGCGCCGGCGCAGGCGAGGCUUCGACGACGUCGACGUCGACGUCGGCCCCGGCGCUGGACCAGGUGUGCGGGAGGUUGGGCAGCUACUACGUGACGCCGUCCCUCUGCUUCUCCGCGCUGUGCGCCGACGCGUCGUCGCCGUGCCGCGCCGCGCGGGACGCGCCCGCCGUGGCGGCGCUCGCGGCCAGGCUGGCGGCCGACAACGCCACGGCGGCCAGGGACAGCAUCGAGGCCGUCUUCUCCCCGUCGUCAUCCACCUCCUCCUCCCCUGCCGCCGCCGCCGCGGCGGCCGCGCGGUCGUGCCUGCAGCUGUACGCGGGCGCGGUGCCGGCGCUGCGGUGGGCGGCGCGGGCCGUGGCCGCGGGGCGGUACCGCGGCGCGCGGGAGGUGCUGCAGGCGGCGCAGUACGUCGCCGCGGGCUGCGAGGGCAUCGCGGGCGACGCGGCCGCCGCGCUGCCCCGCGAGAACGACGGAUUCGCUGACAUGGCCUUCGUCGCGCACGCCGUCGUCGCCUCCAUGUCCACCGACUGA
Messenger RNA from Miscanthus lutarioriparius, 597 nucleotides. The record is from the annotation of a GenBank genome assembly. Lineage: Eukaryota; Viridiplantae; Streptophyta; Magnoliopsida; Poales; Poaceae.